UGUGAUUUUAAGAUAAUAAAAUAACAGAUGGAACCUACAGACUUUUAUUGGCACUGAUUUCAUCAGCUGUCUAUUUCUCGUCUUUUUAUUUAAUUCUAGUUUGGAAUCAUUUGGAGUAAGGACGUUUCGUUGUCCAAAGGUACUCGGCUGAGCUAUGAAUCCCGCAUUCGUUUUCUGCUUUUUCUUGAGUGAAAUACACUUCACAUAUGGACAGUUUCCUUAUCUAGGAAAAUGCCCAACGCCAGAUGUAAAGGAAAAUUUCGAUAUUGAAAAGUUUUCAGGGAGGUGGUACGAAAUUGAAAGAACUAUGUCUGUGUUGGAACUAGGUGCCACUUGUGUAGCAGUCAACUACACUGAUGCCGGAUAUGGAGAUGGAUCCAUUGAAGUCAUAAAUGAAGGCAUGAGUCCUGUGUUGAAACUUCGCAAGAGUGUCCGUCUUGUUGCCACUCUGCCUGACAAAAACGAGCCGGCCAAAUGGAGUCUCAGACUAAGCGAUUUGAGCCUCAAGACCGGCUAUUGGAUACUUGAUACUGAUUAUGACAACUAUGCUGUCAUUUGGGCAUGUAAUCACAUUUGGCUGACUUUCAAAUAUGCUCGCACAGAAAAUCUGUGGAUACUGUCUCGAGAGAGAACCUUGUCAGAAGAAAUAUCGAAUAAUAUUCACGCAAAACUGGAUGAGAUGAAAGAUAUUAAAUCCAGAAAACUACUCAGGAAAGUAAAUCAGGAAAACUGUGACUAAAUUGGUUUUAAAAAAUAAAGAAUAUUAUGCCAUGGC
Molecule: messenger RNA, 775 nt
Organism: Argiope bruennichi
Lineage: Eukaryota; Metazoa; Arthropoda; Arachnida; Araneae; Araneidae
Product: apolipoprotein D-like
Exons: 6
Coding region: 155-739 (194 amino acids)
Molecular function (GO): retinol transmembrane transporter activity; retinoid binding
Source: RefSeq, a predicted model, not a curated record